This is a messenger RNA of Blastocystis hominis, 723 nucleotides long. RefSeq lists its product as hypothetical. Lineage: Eukaryota; Bigyra; Opalinata; Blastocystidae. The record is from RefSeq and is a predicted model, not a curated record. Bases 1 to 723 code for a protein of 240 amino acids. The transcript is spliced from 7 exons.
AUGUCAUUCAGUCUCACUGAAGAUGAUCAAGAUAUAGAGAUCCGUCUUCCAGAAGACUGCUCUUCCAAAACCCACACAAUUACGGAUUUCCGAUGCGAUGAAUGUGGAAAGUAUUUUUCCGCGUCUCGGUCUUUGAUCCUUCACAAAAAGAUCCAUACUGGGAUUCGUCCUUUUACAUGUCCUGUAGAAGGCUGUGGAAAGUCUUUUUACGUCAAUGCGCAGUUAGUCCGACAUUCCUUUUCUCACUCUAACAUACGCACAGAGAAAUGUCCGUUCGAACAUUGUACCUCUCCUAUCAAGCUGUUUAAGACAAAAGCGGAUGUGAAGCAGCAUAUAAAGAACUGGCAUACUUUAGAAAAGAGCGAGCAGCGCGAGCUGAAGCUCCUUCGAAAGCUGGAGAAGUAUAAAAAGUUUGCUGAGAACUAUAAAAAGCUUCGCGAGCAAAACAAAAUGCUUUCCGAUGAAUUGAGGAAGCUGAAGCAGACUUUAGAAGCUCACCAGGAGGUUUCUCUCCCUGUUUCACAGCCGGAUGAUUCUCUGCGUCGUCCCGUCCCUCCAUUUACUCAGUUUUUACGAGAGCAAUACGAGUCUUUUCGAUCGAAAGGCGUGAAACUCCCCUUUAUCGAGUGUUCGAAACGAAUCUCGAAAACGUGGCGAACCAUGUCCGAAGAAUCGAAGAAGCCUUAUUUGGAGCGCUUUCGCUUGGAAAUGGAGGAGCAGUAG